CGAGUUAUCUAGAACUUUGCAGUGGUGGAUCCGGGCAUUAAAUAUUAUUGCUGUGUUCUUCAAAUUUAUAAUCCAUUAUAUUCCCUACAUUCCACUUUAUACCUGAUCAAUCUGGUAUCAUAUCUUUCAUUCUGAUUUUAAUGCUGGUUUACUGUAUUAAAGCUUAUUAUAGUUGAUCAAUUUCAUUAUAUUCCUAAAAAGGAUCAACUACUUCAUUAUUUUAAUGCGUUAUGUUUGGGAACAUCACCUUACCUAAAGAGGGUGGCAUAUCAAUAUAAAAUACUUACUCCAUUAUUGGAAAAAAGGACAAAAGAGUGAUGGAGUAUAAGAUAAGUUGAUGAAAUACUAUCAUUGCACAAACUCAAUACUUUUGCACUCAACUGAAAGAGAUCAUCUUAGCUGCCAAGAUGUCUGACUACGACAGAAUCAGCGAACUACAAGCAUUCGAUGACACGAAAGCCGGUGUGAAGGGGCUUGUGGAAGCCGGGGUCACAAAGAUUCCUCGAAUAUUCAUCCACGAACAAUACAUCAACGAAGAGAAGACAACUUCUGACGCCAGUGUCCCGGUAGUCGACUUGGCCUGCUUGGAGAAGGACCGCAGAGGAGUCGUCGAUCAAGUCAGAUCUGCGUGCCGGGAAUGGGGGUUUUUCAAGAUUCUGAAUCACGGGAUUCCGGCAGAUUUGAUGAACAAAGUGAUGGAGGUUGUGAAAGAGUUUUUUGAGCUGGAUGGUGAGGAUAAGAAGCAGUAUUACACACGAGAUAUAAAGAGGAAAGUGGGGUUUAAUAGCAAUUUUGAUCUGUUUAGAGUGCCUUAUGCAAACUGGAGGGAUACUCUAUAUCUGGUCAUGGCUCCUAAUCCACCUCAGCCACAUGAAUUGCCUCAAGUUUGCAGAGAUACAAUGCUGGAAUACUCAAAGCAAGCAAAGGACGUCGGAAUACUUCUGUUCGAGCUGCUGUCUGAAGCUCUUGGGCUGGACCGGAAUCACCUGAUGGACAUGGAUUGUGCAGAGGCACAGUUUGUGGCGUGCAAUUAUUAUCCGGCCUGUCCCGAGCCAGACAUGACACUCGGGUUCAGCAGCCACACAGACAGCGGCUUCCUCACUCUUCUACUGCAGGACGAUAUCGGUGGACUGCAGAUUCUCCACAAGCAUCGUUGGGUUGAUGUCCCGCCUUCCCCGGGAACUCUUCUGGUCAACGUCGGUGAUCUCAUGGAGCUAAUCAGCAACGGUGCGUUUAAAAGUGUGUACCACAGGGCACUGGCGAGGAGCAUAGGUCCGCGGGUUUCAGUUGCACUUGUGUUUCGUAUGCAUGUGGAGGAGAGCAACGGCUCGAAGGUUUAUGGUCCGAUCAAGGAGCUGCUGUCCGAAGAGAAUCCACCUGUUUAUAGGGAGGCCAAAGGGGAGGAGAUUAUUGCUUGUAGAUAUGCAAAGGGCAUGGAGGCUAAUACCCCAUUGUUGUCCUACUUCAAGCUCAAUUAGCCCUUUGAUUUCACUCAAAUAAUCUCUUAUACUAUUACUAUGUUGUAAUGGC
Molecule: messenger RNA, 1530 nt
Organism: Salvia hispanica
Lineage: Eukaryota; Viridiplantae; Streptophyta; Magnoliopsida; Lamiales; Lamiaceae
Product: 1-aminocyclopropane-1-carboxylate oxidase homolog
Source: RefSeq, a predicted model, not a curated record